Molecule: messenger RNA, 965 nt
Organism: Cyprinodon tularosa
Lineage: Eukaryota; Metazoa; Chordata; Actinopteri; Cyprinodontiformes; Cyprinodontidae
Gene: mrps18a
Product: mitochondrial ribosomal protein S18A
Exons: 6
Coding region: 45-671 (208 amino acids)
Biological process (GO): mitochondrial translation
Cellular component (GO): mitochondrial small ribosomal subunit; ribosome
Molecular function (GO): small ribosomal subunit rRNA binding; structural constituent of ribosome
Source: RefSeq, a predicted model, not a curated record
AUUCUAACGUGAAACGCGAGAGGGAGGAAGGUCAAGAGUUAAACAUGGCGGCCCGCAGCUUGCUAAGGUCUAUUUGGACCUCGUUUGCAGGCUUAAAACAUGGUCUUAUAAUGUCCAGCGUGAGUCCACUACCAAGGGUCAAUGUUCCUCAGAUAUCUGCUAUAGCCGUCCAGACCAGAGGGAUUCGUCAAGUGGUGGAGAAAAAAGAUGGCAAAACCACAACCAUUGAGGGAGAGAUUAUAGAUAUGCCUGCAGGACCACAGCCUCCAAAUCCAACAGCCAAGUGUCCUAUCUACAGAUGGAACCUGCAGCACAAGUACAGCUACACUGACGUUCUUUUGCUCAGCCAGUUCAUCAGGUCAGAUGGAGGGAUGCUGCCAAAGCGAAUAACUGGUCUUUGUCCAGAGGAGCAUCGCAAGAUUGCCAUCUGUGUGCAGAUGGCACACAGAGCUGGUCUGCUCCCUGACCACAGACCCAGACUUCCAGAGGGUCAUGUCCCAAAGAGGACCAAGCCCCAAUUGAACAGAUACUUGACUCGCUGGUCAAUUACCUCGGUGAAACCCAUCUAUAAAAAGGGACUGAAGUGGUGCAAGAAGCGCAUGGAUGUUGGUCACCCGGCACUGAGGAACAACGUGCGGUACGGUGUGAAGCCGCUUUAUAUAAAGCACUGAAGGACAUGUCCAUACAGCAGCUGGAGGAUGGAUCUUCAUAUUACCCUGGAUUUAUGUCAUAAAGGCGUGGCUGAAGACUGAAGACUGACUUUUGUUUAUUCAUCUGCAUCAGACCUUUAUUGAGUCAUAUCCAGCCCCACCCUGAACCAUCUUAUCUAACUAUCAAAACAUUCUACAACAACUUCAUGUCACCAACCACUGGGGUCCGUGUUACACUUUCAAAGUAGGUGGUAUGUUGACUGUGCAAACUUGACACAAAACAGAUGUUUAAAUAAAAUGUCAAUGUUUACUCUC